Neltuma alba is the source of this 757-nucleotide messenger RNA. Its product is annotated as transcription factor WER-like. The record is from RefSeq and is a predicted model, not a curated record. The transcript is spliced from 4 exons. The coding region runs from base 1 to 705 and encodes 234 amino acids. Gene Ontology annotation, molecular function: transcription cis-regulatory region binding. NCBI's taxonomy places the organism in Eukaryota, Viridiplantae, Streptophyta, Magnoliopsida, Fabales, Fabaceae. Gene Ontology annotation, biological process: regulation of DNA-templated transcription; cell differentiation. Gene Ontology annotation, cellular component: nucleus.
AUGGUGGAAGCUCAGUUUGAGGAAGAAGAUGAAGGGAGGAGACGGGAGUGGGUACAAGAAGGGCUGUGGACGGAGGAAGAAGACAGAGUUUUGAUGGAAUACAUUAGGGUUCAUGGAAGACGCCACUGGAACCGCAUUUCCAAAGUCACUGGUUUAAUGAGGAGUGGGAAGAGCUGCAGAUUAAGGUGGCUGAACUAUCUCAGCCCAAACGUCAAACAUGGAAGUUUCUCUGAAGAAGAAGACGAUCUCAUCAUUCGCCUUCACAAUCUCCUUGGAAACAGGUGGUCUCUAAUUGCAGGCAGGGUACCUGGAAGAACAGACAACCAAGUAAAAAAUCAUUGGAACACUCAUUUGUGCAAGAAACUUGGUAUCACUAGGCCGACAAAAAAACCCAUUAAGGACAAAGUAUCUUUUGAACCUAAGGCUUCACAGUCAAAAGAGACCCAAAAUGUUCACAUAUCUUCCAAUUCUAUGCCUAUUAUUCCUCUCACUCUCAAUAAUAAAUCCAAAGAAACUGAGAUAAAAGAGCAAGGAAGCUAUGUCAACAACCAUCCCAUGGCAAGUAUCGAAGAAGCACAACAUUAUUGGCUACCUGCAGAAAAUGAUCACUUUGACCAAACUUUUAUGUUUGGUCAUGAUCAUACUUUUGUCCUACAUAGUCCUCCUAGCUUGAUGGAAUUCUUUGAUGAAUUCGAUAUAAUUUAGCGUGUACUAAAUUGAACGGUUGGAUUUGAUAAAUAAUGAAUAGAUAUAUCGA